Messenger RNA from Gopherus flavomarginatus (Mexican gopher tortoise), 2924 nucleotides. RefSeq names its product major facilitator superfamily domain containing 4A (gene SLC60A1). NCBI's taxonomy places the organism in Eukaryota, Metazoa, Chordata, Testudines, Testudinidae. The coding region runs from base 163 to 1692 and encodes 509 amino acids. The record is from RefSeq and is a predicted model, not a curated record. The transcript has 10 exons. Gene Ontology annotation, biological process: transmembrane transport.
UGCCCGGGGAGCGGAGCGUGGGCUGCAGCGAAGCGGAGCGAAUCCGGAUUGAGCGGGAGAAGGGCUCCAGGACGCAUGAGAUCCGGGACGCUGUCCACCCGCCGGCCCCCGCGCUGAGCUGAGCCCUGCCCGUGGCUCUCCCAGCCGGAGCCCGAGCCCAGGAUGGUGUGGGAUGAGCGGGUGGCUGCCCUGUUUCGGAGGAACCUGCAGCCCACUCUCACCUACUGGAGCGUCUUCUUCAGCUUCGGGCUCUGCAUCGCCUUCCUGGGGCCCACCCUGCUGGACCUGCGCUGCCAGACCCAGAGCUCGCUCUCCCAGAUCACCUGGGUCUUCUUCUCGCAGCAGUUCUGCCUCCUGCUCGGCAGCUGCCUCGGGGGAGUCUUCAAGAGAACGUUGUCUCAGUCCCUGGUCGCCCUCUUUGCAUCGUCCCUCGCUAUCUCUGUUGUCUUCGCCAUCAUCCCUCUCUGCCACAAUGUGGUGGUGCUGGCUGUGGUCAUGGCCGUGGCAGGACUGGCCAUGGGAUGCAUCGACACCAUUUCCAACAUGCAGCUGGUGAAGAUCUACCAGAAGGACUCGGCCAUCUUCCUGCAGGCCCUUCACUUCUUUGUGGGGUUCGGGGCCCUGCUGAGCCCGCUGAUAGCUGACCCUUUCCUCUCGGACACCAACUGCAUCCUGUCAAACUCCACACUCAACGCCACCAGCAACCUCCCUCACAUCCGCAAGUCAUUGGUCCCCCACCAUCCCGGCAACCUGUCGCACUACGAGCUGCCGAUCAAAGGGAUGGUGGUGACACGUGUGUCCUAUGCUUUCUGGAUCAUGGCCCUGAUCAACCUACCAGUCCCAAUCGCGGUGUUCUUCCUGCUCUACAAGGAAAGGCUGGUGCCCUGUUUCAAUAACGGGAGACGCCCGCUGUUGUCUGCGGACGAACUGGCGAUGGAAACGCAGCCGGCCGAGGACAAUCAUUCCAUCGCGUUGCAGAGAGCCCCACCAGACAAAGGACAUGAUGACCUAUUUAGCUGCUGCCAAAGCAAAAACUUCAGAGGAGCUCCUUACUCCUACUUCGCAGUCCACGUCGCUGGGGCUCUUGUCCUCUUCAUGAGUGACGGGAUCAUAGGCGAGUACUCUGGGUUCGUAUACAGCUAUGCAGUGGAGGAACCUCUCUCUGUGGUUCACAAGGUGGCCGGCUACCUGCCUAGCUUAUUCUGGGGGUUCAUCACACUAGGCAGGCUCAUCUCCAUUCCUGUGUCCUACCGAAUGAAACCUGCAACCAUGGUGUCCAUAAACGUGGUUGGAGUGCUUGUAACUUUCCUCCUGCUCCUGAUUUUCUCCUACAGUGUUGUCUUCCUGUUUGUGGGCACAGCGUGCCUGGGUCUGUUCCUCAGCAGCACUUUCCCCAGCAUGCUGGCCUACACUGAGGACAUCCUCCAGUACAAAGGCUGUGCCACGACGGUGUUAGUGACUGGAGCUGCAAUUGGAGAGAUGGUGCUACAGUUACUGGUGGGGUCGAUUAUCCAUGAUCAGGGCAGCUACAGUUUCCUGGUUUGUGGGAUGAUCUUUGGAGGUUUGGCCUUUACGUUCUACACUUUCCUUUUGUUUUUCCACAGGAUGUACCCCAAGCCCUCAUCAGAGGUGGAUGCCUCCUCACCUGACAAGCCAGCAACAAUGGGUGACUCUGGACUUUAUCAGGGCUAAAAAGAAGGCAUAGUCCUGAACAAUGAGUUGUAUGUAUUUGCAAUAAACACAAAUCAUCAAGUGUUACUAGGAAGGAUGAUUUCACACUAAUUACAUGGUUAAAUUACUUGAGUUUUCUGCAAUCAAAAAUGUUAACUUUGAAAACCAGCCAAACAUCUUAAGUCCCCCUGGGAGGCUAAGUACAGCAAGCAGAAGUCGCUUGUCUGUUAUUCCACUAAGAUGAAUGUCAAACUGCAGAAUCCUGUUUCCUGGAAAUCUGCAACUUAUGACCACUUGGUGAAGAAAAAUUAUAAGCAAGCUUCCCUUUAGAGGAUAGGCUGGAAGUUGUAAGGCUAUUAAUGUUUCAUGUGUCACAUUUUGGGUAUCACCUGGUUUAGAGUUACUGUAACCAAUAGGUUUCUCUGUUGGUGUGUAAGCACAGGACCCAUUUGUAGCUGUGGUCCUGACAACCUACAGCACCAAUUCUAGCUUUCAAUAAAUACAGAACAACCCUCUGCAUAAUACUGUACUGCAAGAUGGGUUCAGAAUUUGUUUUCCAGCAACCAGACCUGUAAGAAUAUCUAAGCUUCAACUGUGCUCCCAAGGGGGAAAUCACAAUAUUAGCAGAAACCACCAGGAGCACUUUGAUAACAGGAUCUAUCUACAUUACACAGUAUCAGAUAUGUUUGUUGAAGCACAGCCUUAAUCAAUGGGCUCCAGCAUACUAAGUAAGUAUUUAAAUUAAUUAUAAAGCAGAGGAAAGAAUCAGUUGUGCUGGUUAAUUUUUGCUUAAGUCAUUGGUAAGCUGCAAAAGCAUCUGGUUCAAGUAGCAGUAUUUUAGGGAGGUUUGUAGUCUAGCUUCUAUCUGAAACCUUAAGCAGGUGCACCCAGACUCCACCUCCACCCAUUUAAUCUGUGCAAUAUCCACUACACAAGGUGCCUUCCAUGAGAUAAACUCUAGAGGUACUGUAUACCCCAUGAAUGAGCUGUUACAAGACAAUGCUAGCUUUCUGGCAAUACCUUGAGAGAGUCUGAACAGAUGUAGGCUUUAGUGUGAUUGUAUGUGGCUGUACAUAUGUAUGUGUGUAUAUAUAAAGCAAUGUUAAUUAAAAGUGAUUACUAUAUUCUCACUAGGCUCUGAGUGUAACUGUUACAGGACCCAAAUGAUUUGAACCAAACCCCUUCCGGCCAGACAACCUCUGAGGCUAAGAUUAGCACUGGCUCUCAAAUAAAAAUUGUAAUUGUUAUCUAGA